Molecule: messenger RNA, 2178 nt
Organism: Camellia sinensis
Lineage: Eukaryota; Viridiplantae; Streptophyta; Magnoliopsida; Ericales; Theaceae
Source: RefSeq, a predicted model, not a curated record
AUGAAGGUUAAAUCUGAUCAGGAUGUCAUUGAAAUUGGAGAGGGACACGUGAGUAGUAGUGGCACAAGUACAAGAGGUGGUGUGGUUAGUAACCUUGGAAAUAGAUUGGUAGUAUCUGAUGAUUUAUUUAGCAAUGUGGAUGACUACAAUGAUGUUGAUUGGACUGAGUUAGGGGAUUUUGAAUUUAGUGAAGCAGAUGCUAAUGAAGAAAAUGCUUAUAUCAUUAGUGAUGAGGAUAAUGAGGACACUUCAGAUAAUAAUGAGGGUAGCAAUGGGUUAGAUAAACCAAUUGAGGCUAAUGAUGAGGGGAUAUCAGACUAUGAAUCUAAUGAUAUAGGAGGGAAUUAUUCGACUGAUGAAGAAGAUGUGCAAGGUGUUAAUGUUGACAGAUAUAUGAGGGAGAAAAUGUUUGAAAUAAAGGAAGGAGAGAAAAUAACAUUAGAGAAGGGAAUGAUAUUUGAUGAUGUGUAUCACUUCAAGACUGUGCUCCAGGAAUUUGCAAUUGAGAGAGGUGUUAAAUUGAUUAAAAUAAAAAAUGACAAGAAAAGAGUGACUUGCAUAUGUGCUUCCUCGAUGUGUGAAUGGAGAAUUCAUGCUUCUCCAUUACCUGUUGGGGUGACAUAUAAGAUUAAGACAUUGGGCCUCGACCAUACAUGCGUUAGAGUAGAAAGGAAUACUGAAGCAACAUCAUCUUGGAUUGCUAAGAAGUUUGAAAAAACUCUUAGAGGGAAUCAUGGGAUCACUCUAGAGGCAAUGCAUGAUGAAAUGGUAGAAAAUUAUAGAUUGGAGACUACAAGGAUGCAACUGUACAGAGGAAAGAGGAAAGCCAUGGAGGCAAUUGAGGGUAAUCAUGCAGAGGCUUACACCAAACUUCCAAUGUAUGCUGCAGAACUGUUGAGGACCAAUCCUGGUAGUUUGGUCAAAAUUGAAAGGGAAAGAAAGCCACCAUCUAAGCCAAACUUGCCUCCUCCCUUACCAACAUUCAAAAGAAUUUUUCUUUCAUUUGCAGCCAUACAACAUGGCUUUAAAGAAGGUUGCAGACCUUUCAUAGCUGUGGAUGGGUGUCAUUUGAAGGGACCAUUUGGGGGCAUAUUGUUGGCUGCAGUUGGUCUUGAUGGAAAUAAUGGUCUUUAUCCUAUUGUAAUUGGUGUGGUGGAGAGUGAAUGUAAGGAUAGUUGGGCCUUUUUCCUUUACCACUUGAACACCAUUUUUGGUAAUGGCCCCCAAAACAUGCCAUUGACAAUCAUGUCUGAUGGUCAAAAGGGCAUUGAGCCAGCCAUGAGACAAAUGUUGGAGUUAUCUUCUGAAGCACAUAGCUGGCUUUCUAAAUUUCCAGUUGAAAUAUGGGAAAGACACACAUUUGAUCAUAGGGUGAAGAGUGAACAUGUUACUAGCAAUAUGGUUGAGUCAUUUAAUAAUUGGAUUGGUAAUGUUAGGGGUAAACCUAUCUUGACAUUGUUGGAAAAUAUCAGAUUGAAACUGAUGAACAAGUUACAUAAGAGGUUUGAAGAGGCAGCUUCAUGGCAAUCUUUGGUAACCCCUAACAUUAAGAAGAAAUUGGAGGAAGUGGUUCUUCAAUCUAGACUUCAUAAAGUGACUUUUGCAGGACAAGAAGAGUAUCAAGUGGCUGAAGGUGUGGUGUCUUAUAUUGUAAACCUACAAAGAAGGUCAUGUUGUUGCAGGAUAUGGGACAUAAGUGGAGUCCCUUGCAAGCAUGCAACAGCUUGCAUUACUCAUAAGAGGAUAAACUUGGAGACCUAUUGUGACACAAUGUACUACAAACACAUUUAUUUUAAGGUGUAUGGCGAAAUUAUACAUCCAAUGCAUGAUGAGAGUUUAUGGGGUCCAGUUCUUGGAGAUGAGUUGAAGCCUCCACCUCUUAAGAGGAUGCCUGGAAGACCUAGAAAAAGUAGGAGAAGAGAAGUUGAUGAGGCUGCACCAUCAAAAAGAUCAUGCACUGUGAAGUGCAUCAUUUGCAAAGGGAUUGGGCACAAUAAAAGGACAUGCCAGAGGGCACCUAUUAGGGGUAGGGAAAUGGGAACAAAUGAGUCUGCUCAGAGAGGAAUUGGUACUGUUGUUGAAAGGAGCACUAUUGGAAGGUUCACAGCUACUAAGAGGAGCACUGUUGAUGAUCAAGGACAAGAUGGGGUCCUGCCAACUCAGUGGAGCAUGACUUGA